This is a messenger RNA of Crotalus tigris (Tiger rattlesnake), 6487 nucleotides long. RefSeq names its product calcium-activated potassium channel subunit alpha-1. The record is from RefSeq and is a predicted model, not a curated record. Gene Ontology annotation, molecular function: large conductance calcium-activated potassium channel activity. Gene Ontology annotation, cellular component: postsynaptic membrane. Gene Ontology annotation, biological process: transmembrane transport; potassium ion transport. Lineage: Eukaryota; Metazoa; Chordata; Lepidosauria; Squamata; Viperidae. The transcript is spliced from 28 exons. The coding region runs from base 315 to 3602 and encodes 1095 amino acids.
GAUAUUGUAGAUAUCAAAACAAGAUCCGUUUUCCCAUCAACAACUCAGACCUGCUUUGGCAGUCUUUUUCAGAUUUUAGGGAGCAGAAGGACUGAAGGAACAGAAAUGCAUUUUCCUCCAACCGUCCUAAAAUAUAUAUAUUUUUUUGAUAUAAAGUCAGAAGCAGGAUAUCUCAUUCCCUUGAUCCUGCCCAAAAUUUUGGGAUGAACAACUGAUCCUCGGUAGCCUUUCUCUAAAUCUCAGAAGGAAAUAACGGGGUUUUGUGUUUUUUUUUUUUUUUUGGGCCGAUCCUUCCAAGUGGUGUUGUUGUUGUGAUGAUUCCCAGCAAGAUGUUGGUCUACAACAUCCCUUCCGGGGGUGCCCGCACGGAAACUUUUAAACCUCGCCGAAAGAAGUCCUACGGAGAUUUAUUUAAAAAUGGAUAUCGUGUCAAAUCUGGGCAUAAUAACCUUGGAAAGGAAGAGCCACAUACAUUUCGACAGACUCUGGGCUCUUAUUCCAGAAUUGGCUAUCACUGGGGUUUAAGAUUUUUGCGCGCUCUUAGGCUGAUUCAGUUCUCAGAAAUCUUACAGUUCCUGAAUAUUCUUAAAACAAGUAAUUCCAUCAAGUUAGUGAAUCUGUGCUCAAUAUUUAUUAGCACCUGGCUGACAGCAGCUGGAUUUAUACAUUUGGUGGAGAACUCAGGGGAUCCAUGGGAAAACUUCCAAAAUAACCAACCACUUACAUAUUGGGAAUGUGUUUAUUUGCUCAUGGUUACUAUGUCCACCGUUGGCUACGGAGAUGUUUAUGCAAAAACAACCCUGGGCCGCCUUUUUAUGGUUUUCUUCAUCCUUGGGGGAUUGGCCAUGUUUGCCAGUUACGUGCCUGAAAUCAUAGAGUUAAUAGGAAACCGCAAGAAAUAUGGUGGGUCCUAUAGCGCGGUUAGUGGAAGAAAGCACAUUGUUGUCUGUGGUCACAUCACUUUGGAAAGCGUGUCCAAUUUCUUGAAGGACUUCCUUCACAAGGACAGGGAUGAUGUCAACGUAGAAAUUGUCUUUCUGCAUAAUAUCUCCCCUAACCUUGAGUUGGAAGCUCUUUUUAAACGACACUUUACUCAGGUGGAAUUUUUUCAAGGGUCCGUUCUUAAUCCGCAUGACUUGGCUAGAGUAAAGAUAGAGUCAGCAGAUGCUUGCCUGAUCCUUGCCAACAAAUACUGUGCGGAUCCAGAUGCCGAAGACGCUUCUAAUAUUAUGAGAGUAAUUUCUAUAAAGAACUACCACCCCAAAAUAAGAAUAAUCACUCAGAUGCUGCAGUAUCACAAUAAGGCCCAUCUGCUGAAUAUUCCAAGCUGGAAUUGGAAAGAAGGGGAUGAUGCCAUAUGCCUUGCAGAGCUGAAACUGGGGUUUAUUGCUCAAAGCUGUCUGGCACCAGGCCUAUCGACCAUGUUGGCAAAUCUCUUCUCCAUGAGAUCAUUUAUAAAGAUUGAAGAGGACACUUGGCAGAAGUACUACCUGGAGGGAGUAGCUAAUGAAAUGUACACCGAAUAUCUUUCCAGUGCUUUUGUUGGUCUGUCGUUCCCUGCUGUUUGUGAGCUGGUCUUUGCGAAGCUAAAACUCUUAAUGAUAGCCAUAGAAUAUAAGUCGGUGGAACGGGAAAGCAGAAGCCGAAAACGCAUAUUAAUCAAUCCUGGGAACCACGUGAAAAUUCUAGAAGGAACGCUAGGAUUCUUCAUUGCAAGUGAUUCCAAAGAAGUGAAAAGGGCCUACUUUUAUUGCAAGGCGUGUCACGAUGACAUCACCGAUCCCAAAAGGAUAAAAAAAUGUGGCUGUAAACGAUUGAUCUAUUCCAAGAUGUCCACGUACGAGAGACUCAAACUGGCAUGUUGUUUUGAUUGUGGCUACUCUGUGCAUGACCGCACACGCAAGUCAGACCGUGUGCAUUGUAAGAUGGACACCCUUGAGAGAGCCUUCCCACUUCCUUCCGUCUCUGUUAGUGAUUGCUCCACCACUUUACGUGCCUUUGAAGACGAGCAACUGACGACUCUCUCGCCCAAGAAGAAACAACGGAACGGAGGGAUGAGAAACUCGCCCAACUGUUCGCCCAAAUUGAUGAGACACGAUCCUUUAUUAAUCCCUGGCAAUGAACAAGUUGACAACAUGGACUGCAACGUAAAAAAAUAUGACUCCACGGGAAUGUUUCAUUGGUGUCCAGCAAAGGAGAUUGACAAGGUUAUUUUGACCCGAAGUGAAGCUGCUAUGACAGUCCUCAGUGGCCACGUGGUGGUUUGUAUAUUUGGCGAUGUGACAUCGGCGCUGAUAGGACUAAGAAAUUUUGUGAUGCCCCUCCGAGCAAGCAAUUUCCACUACCACGAGCUGAAACACAUCGUGUUUGUGGGCUCCCUGGAAUAUUUAAGGAGAGAAUGGGACACCAUGCAUAACUUCCCCAAGGUCUCAAUUUUACCAGGUACACCAUUAAGCCGAGCUGAUUUAAGGGCUGUCAACAUCAACGUUUGUGACAUGUGCGUCAUCCUGUCAGCCAAUCAGAAUAAUAUUGAUGAUACUUCGCUGCAGGACAAGGAAUGCAUCUUGGCGUCUCUGAACAUCAAAUCCAUGCAGUUUGAUGACAGCAUAGGGGUCUUGCAGGCUAAUUCCCAAGGGUUUUCGCCACCUGGAAUGGACAGGUCAUCACCUGACAAGAGUCCAGUGCACGGCCUUCUCCGUCAGCCCUCCAUUACGACGGGAAUCGAUAUCCCUAUUAUUACUGAGUUAGUGAAUGAUUCCAACGUCCAGUUCCUGGAUCAAGAUGAUGAUGAUGACCCAGAUACCGAACUGUAUCUAACCCAGCCUUUUGCGUGCGGGACCGCCUUUGCGGUUAGUGUCCUGGAUUCCCUCAUGAGUGCGACGUACUUCAACGACAAUAUUCUCACCCUGAUACGCACCUUAGUGACGGGAGGGGCCACGCCCGAACUGGAGUCCCUGAUUGCCGAAGAAAACGCCCUCCGGGGCGGCUACAGCACCCCGCAGACGCUGACCAACAGGGACCGGUGCCGGGUGGCCCAGCUGGCCUUGCUGGACGGGCCUUUUGCAGACCUCGGGGACGGUGGUUGUUAUGGAGAUCUAUUUUGUAAAGCUUUGAAAACGUACAAUAUGCUCUGCUUUGGAAUAUACCGAUUGAGAGAUUUCAACUCAAGCACGCCUAGCCAAUGUACAAAACGUUUUGUUAUAGCCAACCCACCUUAUGAAUUCGAGCUGGUGCCGACCGACUGGAUCUUCUGCUUGAUGCAGUACGAUCACAACGCCGGCCAAUCCCGGGCCAGCCUCUCCCACUCUUCCCACUCUUCUUACGCGUCCAGCAAAAAAAGCUCCUCAGUCCAUUCUCUGCCGGCUACUGCAAACAGACAGAAUCGCCCGAAGAGCAGAGACUCCCGGGAAAAGCAGAAUGCCACAAGGAUGAAUAGGCUGGGCCAAGCAGAAAAGAAAUGGUUUACAGAUGAAUCGGAUAACGCCUAUCCCAGAAACAUUCAAAUCAAGCCCAUGACCACCCACGUAGCAAAUCACAUCAAUCACUAUAAGUCUACAAGCAGCUUGAUUCCACCAAUCAGAGAAGUCGAAGACGAAUGUUGACUCCUAGAAGGACAGGACAAUCUGUGUGUGGUUUGUUUGUUUGUUUGUUUUAAAAAGAGAGAGAGAGAGAGAAAGAGAGAGAAAAAAGGCACCUGACGGGACGGGACUUCAUGAACGGUGAUAUAACAUUUAUUCCUCUUUCAUGCUGAACCUUUGGUGGGAAAAGUGAAAGUCCAGUAGACAGAUCUUUGUUUGUCUGCCUUUAAUAUUUGCUUCCAUGUAUUUUGGAAACACUUUUCAUUUAUAUGAACAUAAUAAAAAAAAGUCAUGUAUAGUCUCUAGCAUUUUAAAUUAUUUUUAUUUAUUAGAAAGAUGAUAUAUGAGGAAUAUAUUUCUUUAUUCAUUCUCAAGUAUUUUCCCUUAAAAGAACAGUUGAAGAUUGUGGCCGGACUCCAUAUAUGGAGAAUGAUGGUCACAAAUUGAAGCAAAAAUGUAAUUAAGAGAGAAAAAUAAUGUAUUUUAAACAAGUCCACUUGUAUUUUAGUAAAUCAAAGAAGAAGAAAAAGAAGAAUUACUAGAAUGUUUCUUUUCUGGAAGACUUGUAUUUUGUUUAGCAUUGACACCAGCUCUUAAUAAACUAAAGUUUGUUUAUUUUGGGGGAAAAAACAGAAAUGUCCUAUUUUUAUAGAAAGAAUAUUAUUCUGGAAUUAUGAAUCUUUAAAGACAAGCCUCCCACUCUUGUGCCCUCCAGAUGUUAUGGGAUCCUAAUUCCCCCACAGUGGAAGACACCAGGUGGAGAAUGGCUUUCUUACCAUUGUAUUGCUCACGGAUUUUCAUAAUGGAAUCUUCCAAUGAAAUAAUUGCACAACAGGCGCAUUCGGCCAACAAGUUAUAGGGAAAAAAAUAUCAAUGCAACAUUUGUAUGGUCUUCCCAAAGUGCUUUUCCAAAAAUCAACUUUUGGAUUUCCUUGGUUGUUUUUUUUCCUUGAAAACAUUUUGCUUCUCCAUCCAAGAAGCUUCUUCAGCUCUGUUGAGUUAGUUCAGCACUGAAGACACUUCUUGGAUGAGAAGCAAAAUGUUUUCAAGGGAAAAGAAGAAAAAAACCCCAAGGAAGUCCAGCUGUCUUUUGGAAAAGCACUUUUGGGACAACCAUGACCUGGAUGAUUGAGAAUCUCCAUAGACGUUUGAAUGGUCUUUAUUUCUUCCAAAACCUGUAGAAAUGUCUUUCUGUAGCUUUCUGGUGAGUAUCAUCAGAAGAUCUCAAGAUGAAGAGCGAUUAACCACAUCAAUUGAAAAUUUCUUCACAUGCUUCAAAAGGUAUUUGCAGCCUAAUCUCAUAUUUUUUAAAAAAAGAUAGGCUUAUCGUUGGACAAUGAGGCUUUACAGCAGUGUUUCUCAACCUUGACAAUUUUAAGGCAUGUGGACUUCAACUCCCAGAAUUCCACAGCCAGCAUUGCUGACUGUGGAAUUCUGGGUGUUGAAGUCCAGAUGCCUUAAAAUUGUCAAGGUUGAGAAACACUGCUUUACAGAGUGAUUUAUGUUAAUCUAGCCAAAAGCUGAGGUUGGCCAUGCAGCCUGAAAAGUGACAACAUUUGUGGCAAAGAUCUCAGGGGUGUCCUGUGUUCUUAAUGGCAGAUUCCAGCUUCUCAGCCAUAACACAUGCAGAUGUUGAUCAAGCUCUAACUGUGAUGCACACACUACGAUCCAGACGUUGCUUAUGCUAAGCUGCAGCCACUUAAUUUCUAAUUUCUUAGAAAUCAACUAUUUAAUUUCCAAAUAUUUGGAACUCUGCCCGUCACAGUGACAUCAAAUGAAGCAUAAGCAUAGUAAUAAAGAAUAAGGAUUAUGUUUAAUGUCAGGAACACAAAGCGUUUAGAAAAGGCUUAGACUCAGAGUUUUUCUUCCUCAAAAUGGUGGACGACCUCUCUAGCCAUUAGACAAAAUUGUGGUGUUUCAUAUCUGUAUUGCAAAACAUAGUUACUCCAGCAUUUCAGGCUGUAAAUAAUUCAGCAACUCUCCAGUUUAAAUUAUGUACUCCUGACCUGGAUCCAUGUAGACAGACCAAUUCUUGAAGAAAAUGGCUACAGUAAGACCGGGGUCAAUGAUGGCACCAGGUCACACCUACUACACAAGCUCAGCUUUGUAAUUGUGCAAAGUGUAAACCUGAAAUUAAGCAUUCUGUGAUAUUGUUAUCAUUAGAGUAAAUGCCAGUGAAUCAAAUCAGCACUGUAUGAUCCAGUAUCUUAACCAAAAAUUAUUUCAGCUUUAAUGUUGGUCUACUAGUUGCAAGACAAAUAUAUUCUUAUUUUGUCCUAAUAGGCUGAAUUCCAGAGUGGCUCCUUCAACUGUGACCUACUCUGUUGUUAAGUUUUGCAGAAUGAUUUAUUCAAACGUACAAACACAAACGAGACUGGUGAAUACAAUGCAUGGAGAACUGAACGGUUUGAUCAAAAGCACACAUGACACACUUAUUGCAUCCUCUCUCCCCCCCCCCUGAAAAUCAACAAUGAAGUGCAGUUUUCUUUAGCCAUAUCCCAAGACCCAUGUGGAGGUGGGUCAUACUUUGGAGAAAUCUUACUCACUAAAAAUAUGGGCAGCUGGCAAGGGGGUCUUUUUUGUUUUUUGCAUUAGGUGUGUUUUCAAAGGGCACAAUCCAUGAGGCGGUUGUGGAAAAAGGACACGGAUGGUGUCAGUUUCUACACUCCUUUUUCGUUCAUGAACUAAAAGUUAUAAAACUAUAACACGCUUUGAUACGAUAAUAUAUUCGAUCUUUAGAAUGUUGGCUCUGGGAGCGAAGCAUAUAGAAAAUCGGUCAAAAAAGCACCUUUAAAAAGGGCAGAGUUGUUCUUUUUAUUAAAAAGAUUGGUGAGUUAUUUGUUGAAUUUAUAUAGCCACCUUUCUCUGGGCAAUUAUAAUAGCAAAAAGUGUAACGCUAUCCGAGCAAU